AUGCAAAAUGGUAUUGACGGCGUAAUCUUCCAGUUUUACUCCACAGUUCGUAUCAGGUCAAAUUUCCAUGUAAAGAUCAUGCAUGGAGGUAAAAUGGAUGCCAGUCCACUUGUAGCAAUUGACUAACAUGUUUAGCCCACUACUCUCUCUACAUUCUCCUCUGUCGGGGAACUGAGUCAGUCUGCUUGGAGUGUGAGACUGUUGCGCAUGCGCAGUUGAGAUAAAAGAGACUCAUGACCAGACUAAUAGCGGGGAAAAACACAAAGCCAGGCGGUUCUUCCACAGAGAGAGAGAAAGAGAGAGAGAGAGAGAGAGAGAGAGUAGCGCGUCAGUGUGGCAGCGGAUAAUUUGUGGUACUCAAAUGGAUGGAAAGGGAGGUCCUUCGUCGCUCUUCCUGAAACGUUAGAGCUCUCUUUUUUCGAAGAGGAGCGAUUUUUCUCUGAAGAAUUAUCUUUUAGCUAAGUCUUUCAGCUAUGUUGCUUUGCUUAUGAACAUUACUACGAUGAAAAACGUCGGCGGAAAAACGGAGCGUCAGUUCUAGAGAGUGGAGGGGCUUGUCUUCGAGGGUGUGGAUGUAAUGUGUAUCUCUCGCGUGUCAACAGUGUGAUGUUUGUUUCUUGGUGUGUUUGCUGGUGAACAGGGGACGCCGCCCUGCCAUUAGCAUCAUGACAACUCAAACCAGGCUUCUGUGGCAUUUUCUUUUGCUGCUCAUAUUUGUUGUGCGAGAAUGCAGACCAGUGUGCGUGGACGCAAUCUCAGACACAGAGGCAGUGCUGGGGAGCCGCAUGAAGCUCACCUGCAUCUCGUGUAUGAAGAGAGAGGAAAUCAGUGCUCAGACUAAGGUGUACUGGUAUUACAAACCUGACCGGGAUGCCGUCCGCCAGGAGAUCUACCUAUAUGAUGGCGAGCCGCAGGACCGGGAGGGGCCGUGGAAGGGCCGUCUGUUGUGGAAUGGCAGCAAAGACCUGCAGGACGUCUCCAUCAGCAUUACCAACGUCACACUGAAUGACAGCGGCCUGUACGAGUGUGUGGUGCACCGCCAAUUUUCCUUCAACUCAUACACCCCUUCCAUUGAGAAGACCAUUGAGAUUGAACUGGUGGUGCGAGAGGAAGCAAGUGAAGAUCCCACAGCACUGUACUCAGAGAUCAUGAUGUACGUUUUGCUGGUGUUUCUCACCUUCUGGCUGCUGGUUGAGAUGAUCUACUGCUACAGAAAGAUCUCCAAAUCAGACGAGCAAGUGCAGGACAGUGCGACAGACUACCUAGCCAUACCCUCUGAAAAUAAAGAGAAUCCGCCGGGUCCUGCGGUAACGGAAUAAAAGUGGUUGUCUCACACACAAUACGGUUCUGAUGAUUUCUUCUGGCAUAAAAAGAGGCUGAUCUUUGCAGGGACAUUGCCAGCGUGCGAGUAGCACUGACAUAACACGAAACCUGACAAAACAAAUCCCUGUCGUCUUGCUCACAUAAUGAGAAGCAAAUUCUCCACUGCUUAAUUAUCAUCCCUGUCUUUCUCUCAGUGAAGGUGACAAUUACACUAGAGAGUAACACUAGAGAAAAACGAGGUCAUGUUGGUGUUUUCACUACUUUUUGCCUUAGAGGAGAUUCAACAUUCUUAACAGUAAUCAGAAAUAAAAAGCUAGCACACUGCCUAUUUACAAAAAAUCAUAUUUGCUUGCUGUUCAACAUACUCAGAAAGCCUUUCAUGUUAUUUGAUAGAGUCUUGUUCUUACCAUUUUGAUAGAACAAAAUCGAUUUUUUGAAAAUGUACUCCAACAUCUUUUAAUCCAUUCUUUAAAAAAAAAGGAUUGCAUUACAUCCUAGCUUUCAGGGUUGCUUUAGACCAGGCUAUUUUUUCUGUGUCAGGUUCAAAACUGAGUCUUUAAGAGUGUAUGAGAUAAUCACUGUAGUCAGCUCAGCUCAUAUGAUAGCUUACACAUAACAUUAUGCUUUUGUGUGCGAAUGAACCUACUUGUGUUUACACCCGACAUGUGGAUCAUGCCUUUUAAAGAAUCAUCUUUCUGGUCAUGAGAUUUUGAAGUUGAGAUUGUGAAGUAUGUGACAAACUGCAUAAGUCCCUUUAGAGCCUUUAUAUCAACAGUGGUAAUGUUUACUGUAACCAUGUUGAAGUCACUUUUAGUGAUUAUUGCUCAGUAACACACUGUAGUGACUCCGGAAACCUUUACUCUGUAAUCACUACUAAUCUUACAGUUACUGUGGACAAGUUGUGUGUUGUAUUGUGUUUCUCUCUAGAUUAUGAGCAAGUUUUUUUUUUUUUUUUUUUUUUUUUCUCGAAUGUUUACAAGAGGACUCACGAACUAUCCGCAUAAACUAUUAACAAACUCUCUAUAAGUGAAUACCAAUCAGUGUGGCUGUGCGAGCAUGACAUAAUUAGCUAGUGAAUGCAACAUUGGUUCCUAUAAACUACUUUUACAAUUAGGGCAAUGUGAAAAUGACUGUGUAUCUGCACUUUAUCCCCUCUGGAACUGUUGAUAAUGCCUUUUACUGUCUUUUAUAUUAAUACGCUGUCAGUACAAGAGGACAAAUGACAUGUUUUCUUGCCCUGUCCAGGAAGAGCUGUAUUUCUCUUGUGAAAGCUUGCCAUCUAUUAUUAAAGCGAAGCUCUGUAUUAUGAAA
Messenger RNA from Pangasianodon hypophthalmus (striped catfish), 2634 nucleotides. RefSeq names its product sodium channel, voltage-gated, type III, beta (gene scn3b). Gene Ontology annotation, molecular function: sodium channel regulator activity. Bases 666 to 1319 code for a protein of 217 amino acids. The transcript has 7 exons. Gene Ontology annotation, biological process: sodium ion transport; regulation of heart rate by cardiac conduction; ventricular cardiac muscle cell action potential. The record is from RefSeq and is a predicted model, not a curated record. Lineage: Eukaryota; Metazoa; Chordata; Actinopteri; Siluriformes; Pangasiidae. Gene Ontology annotation, cellular component: voltage-gated sodium channel complex.